GCCAGAGUUAUGUUAUCCCUUUGUUUUCUCAUUUUUUAAAUGAAACUUAUUGUUUUCUCAUUUUGAUGGUUUGGGAGUCCGUUGAUUAUAAUUUGCAAGUAAACUGUUUUUUCUUUACAUUAAAACUUCCAUAUUUUAUUAGAUAGAUUCAAAAGUAUCUCUAAAACCAGCCUAGAAUAUAAAAGUCUACAUAAAAAAAAACAAAACAUUGAGCACAAGUUUUUUCCGCAAAUAGAUUGGUUCAAAAAUUCAUAAACGAGAAAUAAGAGAAGUAAAAUAAUAAUUUUAAAAGAUUUGUAUGGAUAAAGUCAUCGAUUCAGAGCCAUAAGAGAUGGUCAUUCUUAUUUUUCGAAUAGCUUGACUAAUUGUAGACACUUAUAUUCAAUGGACAAUACCAAAAUUACUUUAGACUUGUAUCAUUUAUAUCGAACAAAAAAAAAAGCCAUUGACGUGAUAUACUUUCGUAAAACCGAGUUCAAAGAACAAAUCAAACUAAACCUUGAAAACUAUCAACAAAUUCAAUAUGAUAAAUAUGAAUAUUGAAUGUGAUUUGUCCACAAAACAGUUGAAAAAACUACAUGGAAAAUAACAAUUUCUUUUUUGAGAUUUCCACAUCACCUGAUCACAUUGCUUCUUGUAAUUAAACAAAGCUCGUAUUUAUUUACCAUUCUUCUAGGAAGCUUCUUGGCCUAUCGAAAUUUAUUUAUUAUUAGUCAACAACGCGAACUUUCGGAUCUGAGCAAAGAUUAUUAUUAGUUGAAAAUACAUAAAUAAACAUGAUUUGUCAAUUAAAUACUAAUAAUUAUUCAUGACAUGUGAUGUAUUGUAUAGAUUCCAAGUUUGCGAGACUGUAACUAUUGUUGAUAAAUCAAAAUAACCCUCUCAUUGGCCGUUUCUUAAUUGAUUAACUAUACAAUACAGCUUGAUGGUUCGCAUAAAUCGAAGAUCAAUAAUUUUUUAUACAUUAAACGAAGGUAGAGUCACGUUCGGACUUCGUUGAUAGUCACAACUUAACAAUGACACAUUAGAAUAUUCAUACUCUUAUUCAUAAAUAUAAACCUUCGUCCACCUUGCAUCACGAAUAAGAGUUGUAAUAAUCACGCUAGAUAUAUAUAAUUCUUUUUGAAUCAUCUCAUGCUCAAACAAACUAAAGUCAACAUGUAUCACAUAUUUCAGAUCUCCGGUGAUGUUUUCAGGGCUUUGGGUCUGAAGAUCAAGAUUCUGAUAACAGUCAUCUUUAGUGGCUUACUCAUUGGUUCUGUAAUCUUACUAUCAUUCUCUAACAACUUCAACGACCAACUUCUUGAUGCUACACUCAACGGUUCAAGUGAAUCAGAAACACUCCAUGAUAAGUUUAUAGGAGGGCUUUUAAAACCGGGUUUCGAUGAAGGUUCUUGCGUGAGUAGGUAUACUCAAUCAUUGUUGUAUCGCAAGCCUUCACCAUACAAGCCAUCACCAUAUCUUGUCUCUAAGCUUAGAAGCUAUGAGAAGCUUCACAAGCGUUGCGGUCCAGGAACAAAAGCUUACAAGAAAGCAACAAAGAAUCUUGGUCAUGACGAUGAGAAUUACGCAAGCAUAUCAGUUGGUAAAUGCAGAUACAUUGUGUGGGUGGCGGUUUACGGGCUUGGAAACAGAAUACUCACUCUUGCAUCUGUCUUCCUCUAUGCUCUCUUGACAAACAGAGUCGUUCUUGUUGAUCAAAGCAAAGACAUUAGUGAUCUCUUCUGCGAGCCGUUUCCAGGUACUUCAUGGUUACUCCCUCGUGACUUCCCACUGAUGAAGCAGAUUGAUGGAUACAACAAGGAGUACUCUCGUUGUUACGGAACAAUGUUGAAUAAUCAUGCCAUUAGCACAAACUCAACCCCACGGCAUCUUUAUCUUCAUAUCUUACAUGAUUCAAGAGAUGAAGAUAAAAUGUUCUUUUGCACAAAGGAUCAAGAUAUGAUCGAUAAGGUUCCUUGGUUGAUAGUCAAAGCCAACGUCUACUUUGUUCCAUCUCUGUGGUUUAAUCCAACUUUUCAGACCGAACUGAUGAAGCUAUUCCCUCAGAAAGAAGCAGUGUUUCAUCACUUGGCUCGCUAUCUUUACCACCCCACCAAUCAAGUUUGGGGUAUGAUCACUAGGUACCACGAUGCUCACUUAGCCCGAGCAGACGAUAGGCUCGGGAUUCAAAUACGUGUGUUCAGCGACAAAGCGGGAUACUUCCAACACGUCAUGGACCAGAUCUUGUCAUGCACGCAAAGAGAGAAGCUAUUACCAAAAGUAGUCUCACAUGAAGAGUCAAAGCUCAAUAUGUCUGAAAGCCAGAAACUCAAAGCUGUUCUUGUCACAUCUCUGUAUCCAGAGUACGCUGAUCGCCUCAAGAACAUGUUUUGGGAACAACCUAGCUCAACAGGAGAGUUAAUCGAAGUUUAUCAACCAAGUGGAGAAAGGUAUCAGCAGACUGAUAACAAGCUUCACGACCAAAAGGCCUUGGCUGAGAUGUAUCUUCUGAGUUUGACGGAUAACAUUGUCACAAGCGCAAGGUCCACGUUCGGAUACGUUGCACAUAGUUUAGGAGGUUUAAAGCCUUGGUUACUCUAUCAACCAAGGGAUGCUUCAGCUCCUGAUCCGCCGUGUGUUCGAUCCACGUCAAUAGACCCGUGUCACCUUACUCCUCCUUCUCAUGGAUGUGAUGCUGAUUGGGGAACUGACUCAGGGAAGGUUGUUCCUUUUGUAAAGCAUUGUGAGGAUCGAGACAAUGAUGGUCUGAAGCUAUUUGAUGAGUUAUAAUAGUUCUUGUUUAUUAUAGCUUUAUUUCAUUUGAUUAUUGCGUUACUGAAACAGAGGAUCAGUGUUGUCUUUCUCGUCUAUAAUAAUCAUUCAUAUGAUCUUUA
Molecule: messenger RNA, 2876 nt
Organism: Brassica rapa (field mustard)
Lineage: Eukaryota; Viridiplantae; Streptophyta; Magnoliopsida; Brassicales; Brassicaceae
Product: fucosyltransferase 6
Biological process (GO): cell wall biogenesis; xyloglucan biosynthetic process
Cellular component (GO): Golgi apparatus; membrane
Molecular function (GO): galactoside 2-alpha-L-fucosyltransferase activity
Source: RefSeq, a predicted model, not a curated record